AUGAUUUUUGGAGAUUAUACAUUUCGCGGAGGGAGACGUCAGUCCGCAGUGGGUGCUCCGCGGAGUGAUGUGCUACCUCCGCGGAAUGUUAUAAACAAAGAAACGCAGGUCUCCGCAAAGGCUAGAGAGGGGAUCCAGGUGGAUUUUGGUGAAACUAAAUAUAUUCUCAUUUGUGGUUUAAAAGUUGGUCCUUAUGUGGAUUUACUCCAUGACGAAAAGGGCCAGUCAAAUUCAAAUAUCCAUGCUCGGUUGUUCCCAGAUAUUUCUGAUGCACGUUUGCGGUUGAAAGAUUUAGAAGACUUGAUUAUGUCCCCGAAUUAUUUGGUACUACAAGAUGAAGAUGAUGUGAUGCUUAUCCAACUUGUUUUUAUGUUGAAGGGUCUACACGAACGAGACGUUAAAACAGGCAUUCCUGCAGCAGUAUACAAGCUUGCUGAUAAUAUAGAUGAUUGGAACAGCUUUGCAUGGGGUACGUAUUUAUGGAAAUAUACUUCGCGUAUGAUGCGUAGAAUGUUUAAGAAAAUAGAAGAUUUUAGACUAUUGAAGCAGGCCAAUCGCGAAUCGAAGAAAGUACACAAAUAUAUUGUUCCCGGUUUUAUGCUUCCAUUUAAGCCUAACAACCAACCUAUUAAUUUCAUGGCAACCCUAGAGGAGCUAAUAUUGCCGUUUUAUGUUCGUUAUGUCAAUUGGACUCUUAACCCUGUAGAGUCUCCCCCACGGCAACAUAGUCAUGUCCGAAAUAGUCCACCUCAUGUUGCCUCGCCUGCUCGAAGAAGGAUGUACAAGUCCGAAAUAGAAACAUGUUCGAAUGAAUCUACCACAAAUUCUUCUUCCUCGAAACAUCUUGAAAUAGAAACAAGUUAUAUGUCAAACGACACAUCUAGAUUGGUAAAGAAGAAGAAGACGAGCACAAAGGCAUUAGUGAAGCGUCUACUAGGUACUCAUGGUUUGGAGGGGGAAUUUGGGCCUACACCUAUGCAUGUUGAGCCGUCAUCGGACGUGGGUGAACAUCACACAAAAGAAAUGACUCCUAUUGUUAGGUCGCAACGAAAGAGGGGUGUUCCAUGGUAUCAGUGGACUCCGUUCAUAGUGUUGCAAUCCACACCAAAAUUGAAGAAAAUCACCAAAGCAAAGAAAAAAAAGUGGUGA
Molecule: messenger RNA, 1149 nt
Organism: Lactuca saligna
Lineage: Eukaryota; Viridiplantae; Streptophyta; Magnoliopsida; Asterales; Asteraceae
Source: the annotation of a GenBank genome assembly